UGUCUAGAUCUCAACAUGACGGCCCAAAUGAUAAGUCUUAUCUCUAGCUUAGGGUUGACAAUAAGUAAUCCUUAUGUCUUUAUCAGUACGGUAUUGGCCAUGGACGGAUUAAAAUCACUAGAUCUCACUCCUUACGGAAUGGACGCGGCUACAUUGCAAGGGUUGCCCAAAAGGUUCUACCCAUAUUUUGACUUGGUCCACAUCGUUCUAUGCGUCCUAUCCGUGCGUAAAGAAGCCGGUCGGGCCCAUGGACAAAAGCAUCCCUUUGCCACUUGGGCAGCUUGCAUGUUGGCAUGUUUUGCCGGUAGCAUUCUAGCUAACCCGUUGCUAGGGAAACCUAUCUUGGAUGCCUUUAAGGACGAGUACUUAUUGGCUUGUGCUAGCGGAGCUUAUGCUCUCAUGUUUUUCUGCCCUGGAGAUUUUUUCUACCGGCUUGUGACGGCUCAACCGGUGUAUAUUGUUCUCUGUGCCGUUAAAGAGGUCUACAGGGCUAAGAAGGUCUACGCCGGAAUGUUGGAAGGCUCCAAGUAUUAUCCGGAUUCCAAGGUGUUUAUCCCUUUCCUCAUCGGCGUACUGAAAGGCAAUGGAUCUGCAUUUAUGGCUCCACUAUAUCGGAAGUUGUUGAGCACCGCCAAGUCCGGAUUGAUGUCCGAACUUUUCAAGCCCUCCAUCACCACCAAGGAAUGCAUGCUCGGAGCAGGAUUGAUGAUUUUCUUUGGUCCUUCCAACGAUAUCAUGUACGCCGCCAUGGUGGGUCUUUACUUAUCGGUGAAGCUAUCCGGAAUCUUGGGUCAUCCUGUCGAUCCAUUUUCAUUGUUUGACGGCAUAUGGGAUGCCGUUAUUGGAGACGGUGGCACCGACGGGAAUGAUAAAAAGACCAAUUAGCUCAAGGGCCAUUGAAGCGGGAAAAUUGAUUCCAAAUUCCGAGACUCGUCCUUGAUUUGUGGCAUCUUUGGAAGAAGCAUAAUUUCUUGGCCCGGCGGCGAGCGAUGCUAGAUGAUUACCUCAAAUACCUCCUUCACAGAUUGUUACCUCGCGAUUAAAAGUAAAACUAAGUAAUAUAUCAAUGAUGUGUCCCUUCAAA
Tigriopus californicus is the source of this 1084-nucleotide messenger RNA. Its product is annotated as trimeric intracellular cation channel type 1B.1-like. Gene Ontology annotation, cellular component: membrane. Gene Ontology annotation, biological process: potassium ion transmembrane transport. Lineage: Eukaryota; Metazoa; Arthropoda; Copepoda; Harpacticoida; Harpacticidae. The record is from RefSeq and is a predicted model, not a curated record. The transcript has 2 exons. The coding region runs from base 16 to 885 and encodes 289 amino acids. Gene Ontology annotation, molecular function: identical protein binding; potassium channel activity.